Pangasianodon hypophthalmus (striped catfish) is the source of this 1461-nucleotide messenger RNA. It is a transcript of the gene atoh7, whose product is annotated as atonal bHLH transcription factor 7. Bases 452 to 874 code for a protein of 140 amino acids. Gene Ontology annotation, molecular function: protein dimerization activity. Lineage: Eukaryota; Metazoa; Chordata; Actinopteri; Siluriformes; Pangasiidae. The record is from RefSeq and is a predicted model, not a curated record. The transcript has 3 exons.
GGUUUACAUGCCUAAUUGAACAGCACAAUUACUUAUCUGGUACAAAAUAUCCAGACAGCAUCAGCUUAUAUGGCUUGACCUUUCAUCACUGGCUCAUCUGGGGCAUGAAUUAUUGAGAAAUGUGGGGUGAAUUUAUGUUCUGGAAAAUGAAGUAUAGCUGGCGAAAUCCAACCAUGUCCUUCUUGGAAGACAAGAAAAUUAUAUUCCAUAGAUGCUCAGGAAUCAAUUCAAGUUAAUUAAGCAGUUCUCACUCAUUGACCCCCAGUGAGUUAAACUGUCCUGGCCAGAUGGGAAAAACAGAGCUGGGCUUGGUGCUCACACAAUAACCUGGACCUGUGUAACAGAACAAGACCACAGCAAGAACUGAUUUUUAAAAUAUCUCUUAACAAAUAGAUGUUUAUCUCCAUCACUGAAGGACCGUAGUAUCGCAUUUGGACAUACAACAGAAAAGAUGAAGCCUUGCACACCAACCUGUGUGGAUUUGAGUUCUGAGUGUGAUCCCAGAGACCUAGAGAAGUUUCAGAGUGUGGUACGGAAGAGGGUUGCAGCCAACGCCCGAGAGAGGAAGAGGAUGCAGGGCUUGAAUACAGCUUUCGACCAACUGCGCAAAGUGGUUCCUCAGUGGGGUCAGGACAAGAAACUUUCAAAGUAUGAAACCUUGCAGAUGGCUCUGAGCUACAUCAUGGCCCUCAACCGCAUCCUGAGUGAUUCUAGUAGAAACAGCACUCCUCACAGGCAAUGGUUGGACCUGCAGUAUGACAGCUUGCAGUCAGAGAGCUACCCCUGCAUCGUGAGAUACAGCUCACCCACUGAAAACGAGCACAUGUACACCUCCUUCUCCUGCCAUUACGAGGAUUUCCAAGUCCUGACUUAGAGGAUUUCCAAGUCCGUGCUGGAGUGUUAACUUCUAUCUCCUAUUCUGUAUAUACAGGACACAGUAAAUACAUUUGUAUUACAAUUAUUUUUAUGUAUUAGACUAUAUUUUAUAUUGAUUACCUUUGAAUAGCUUGGUACAAAAUUAUUCUAGCCAUAUAGCAUUUAUUUCUGAAAGUAAUUUCAAUAAAAAAAAUGCUUUAUUAUGGUUAUUAAUUAAUUGUGUAGUGAGUAGUCUUGGUUCUCUCAGCCAAACACUCAAAACUUGUAUUGCUUUGUAUCAAAUCAUUCAAUUAAAGUGUGGAAGCUUAGUUAAAGCUUAGUGUACAAUAAUAUCUGUAAAUGUCUUCUUAAUUUUUUUGUUCUUUUUGUAAGUUUGGGUUUAUUGUAAACUGUGGCUUGUCAGCAAACAGCAGACAGUUUAGAGCAUGUUUAUUUAGCCAAAUAUACAGUCUAGCAGUAGCAACUUUCAUUGUAUAUCAAUUUCUAGUACAUCAGUGUGAGAAUAAACUUAAUAAAUUCAGCUCCUUAUGUUUUUUGCUUAUUUUAGACAUGGAUCAGCACACAAUAAAUUGUUCAUGACAACAA